AUGUUUAGUCUACCAAAUGCGAAACGCGUCCGCCGGGACGAGGUUGAAUCCCCGGCCUCCUCUCGUGAACCGUCACCCGUCGAUGAAAGCGACCUCCAAGAUGCCCACGCCCGGUUGGGCAAGCUGCUCGAUCUAGAUGGAUUGAUGGGAUUGUCCGCACCCACUGACGUGAAUAACGAAAAUAACAACCCACCGAUCGACGAGCAAAAUGACGAGGACGAGCAAGAGUUCGAGUUCCGUCUCUUCAGUGCCCCAGCAAGGCCCACCGCAAACACCUCAGCAAGCACACAAGCGACAGGAAAAGCGGGAGAUACGCCAGCAAAGGCGAAUGAUGUUUCUGCGGGCCAACUGGGACAAAUUGCGCCAGUCACGCAAAAGCUACGCAUUCGAUUGCGAUCUCCAUCUCCGUCGGGGAACCCUUCAGAAGGUCGAUUCGUCAAAGCGUCCCGUGGAUGGCAGUAUUACUUCUCCACUCCGGCACUUCUUGGGCAAGAAGAAAGUGAUGAGGUGAAAGAGCAGAUAGCCGCACAAAGACGCCGUUUCGAAGAAAUCGCAGUCACUGGCGAUCUCGUCACAGCAUGGGCGAAGACGCAACCAUGGCCGGGCUGUGAUCUUCCCUGGCGGGUGAUUCACCUUAAGCGUCAUCAGACGAAGAUGCCUCCCACGGCAAAGGAUGUCCCCGUCUACGUGAUCGAAGGUGCUCCGGUCUCGAAGGCCCCCUCAACCAGGAAAAAGCCCGGCAAAAAACGCCGUGUCCAACUUCGUAAGAAAACGGCAGCGGCCGUGGCCGCCAAGGAGCAGGAAGCCGAGAAGAAGACUCGCAAGAACCGGGAGCGCAAGCUCAAGCGUCGACAGAAGGCUCGAGAGCAAAAGGCUGCGGCUGCCUCAUCUAGCGGUGUCGCUGAGAAUGGUGAUGUGACGAUGGGAGAUGUGGAUGGAGAUUCAUCGGGCGGUAAUGAUGAAUGA
Molecule: messenger RNA, 966 nt
Organism: Penicillium oxalicum
Lineage: Eukaryota; Fungi; Ascomycota; Eurotiomycetes; Eurotiales; Aspergillaceae
Product: DUF2011 domain-containing protein
Exons: 3
Coding region: 1-966 (321 amino acids)
Source: RefSeq, a predicted model, not a curated record